CAACCUGAUUUGGCUGGCUUUGUAUAAUAAUAGCUGCUGCAAUGGUCAAAGCAAAGAUCUUGGUCGUCGGUCCGUGUGAGUCGGGGAAGACGUGUAUCUGCAACUACUUGGCAGAGGCGACGGAGUCCUCUGGAGGGGAGUACCACCCAACACAGGGUGUCAGGAUCCUGGAGCUGGAGGUGGAGGGGGAGGAGGAGACCGGGAGGACACUGCUGGUGGAGGUGGAGCUCUGGGACUGCAGCGGGAGCAAACAGUGGGUGGGGCCUGUUGUUAUGGGCAACGCAUCAACAGAUACUUUUUACCCCCUGUAUACAGUCGUGUAUGUACAACAGUGUAAUGUGUGCAGGUUUGAGCGUUGCUGGCCAGCCAUGGUGAAGGACACUCACGGUGUGGUGCUAGUCCACAACCCAGACCAGCCACAGCAAGAGAAGGAGCUAGAGAGAUGGUAUUCUUACUUUGUGAAGCAGCAGGGGCUACAGGAUGACCAGUGUUUGGCUCUCUCUCACCACAAGCCAGUGUCUGCAGGCUACACUGAGACCUCUCCUGACUCACAACUCUCCUCUGAGAGGCUGUCUGGGAUCAGACAGGUCCACACCAGUCUGGAGGAGGAGCCAGAGGCCGUGAGGGAUGAGUUCAACAGUUUCCUGAUGUCAGUGGUGGGGAGCUGGGCCGACAGACAACACCGCGAGGAGGGAUCAAUUAUUGAUGGAGAUAAUGAAUUCUAACAUUGCAAUACAUUUUAGAUCACGUGCAUACAUUAGAAAUAUCUGCAGAGUGUUACCAAAACGAGGUAAACUGUUGCAUUACAAUGUUAUGCAGACAGUGCUGAAAAACAAUUAAAUUUUGCUGGCCCCUAUUAAACCAUAUAAUAUACAGCGUCCUAUAACUAUACACACAGAAGAAUAGUUAUUUCUAGUCCAGUCAGGUGGGUGGUGGUAGAGAUCGAAGUGGAGGCAGAGAAGGAGGAUGAGAGGGAGGAUAAAUCCGUUUCUGACUCUCGAUAUAUUGGACCUGGCUUGAUGAAGAUGGUGGGGGGAACGUGGCUGGCGGUGACCUGGUCCAUGGAGGAGGAAUAGCGUGGACAUGAGAAGUCUAGGUGAGGCAGGGCCACCGUCCCCACUGCCACUGGGUACAGGUUGUAGGUGAGGGUGUGGGUCCCUGAAGGCAGGAUCCUGAACCGAC
Molecule: messenger RNA, 1182 nt
Organism: Geodia barretti
Lineage: Eukaryota; Metazoa; Porifera; Demospongiae; Tetractinellida; Geodiidae
Source: the annotation of a GenBank genome assembly